GUGUAUAUUAGCAGUAAGAUUUGUUUUGCAGACAUUAAAAGUAGUUUAACAUGCUGACUAAUUUAAUUGCAAACCCUUCGAUAUCUCCUGUUCUCGCUAUUCUGAGUUGUGUGAUCGCAUUUUACUAUUGGUACAAACGACCAAAGAAUAUGCCACCUGGACCACGAGGAAUCCCAUUUCUAGGGAUAAUACCCUUUGUCGGAAUGAACCCUGAACAAGCAUUUAUGCAGUGGAGCAAGAAGUAUGGCCCUGUAAUAACAGUGCGGAUGGGAAGAAAAGACUGGGUAGUUCUCUGUGACCACGAUACUAUACACCAGGUGUUGGUGAAACAAAGUACAGUGUGCUCGGGUCGACCAAAAAUCCCCAUUGUAUCCGAACUUUCGAAAGGACACGGAAUCCUCUUUGCUGACUACUGUGAAAAGUGGAAAUCACAACGAAAAUUCGGAAUGAAAACGUUGCGAGAGUUUGGAGUUGGCAAGAAAUGCACAGAAGAUCGUGUUCUGGAAGAAGUUGAUUUCCUAUGUAAUGAAAUCCGGUCCAAAAAUGGGAAACCCUUUGAUAUACAAGACAUUAUGUGCAAUGCUGUUAGUAACAUUAUUAUGAACAUAGUAAUCGGACGAAGAUGCAACUACGACGAAACCUUUUUCACAGACGUCAUCAGUCGUUUCACGAAAUGGUUUAAUGAUCCAACCGCAGGCGCCAUGUUCACCGGGAUGAUGUUUCUCCCACAGUUAAAAUAUGUUCCACCAUUUUCCAAGUAUUACAAGAUCUUUCGGGAUGACAUCGGAGCUUUACAUGAGGUGUUCGAAGAGGUGAUAAAAGAACACGAGAAGAAUUUUGAUGGAAAUAACCUACGAGACUUCAUUGAUGCCUUUCUCCUUGAAAUGAAGAAAAACGAAUCUGGAUCAGAAUUCACGUACAUCCAACUGCUAAACUACAUACGUGACCUGUUCGAUGGCGGUACCGAGACCACUGUAAGCACCAGUCGUUGGGCAAUACUAUGUAUGCUGCAUUACCCGGAAACUCAGAAAAAACUACGCAACGAAAUAAUGACUAUUAUUGGGCCCAACACGCCAGCGAGUAUGUCGCAUAAGUCAGAUAUGCCUUACACCUGUGCUUUUAUACAAGAAGUACUCAGGUUCCGGACUUUAGUCCCACUGAGUGUGCCCCACAAAGUAAAUGAAGAUGCAACGGUUAACGGAUACACAAUUCCAAAAGGCGUAACGGUGUCACCAAACCUGUGGGCGGUGCACAACGAUCCAGAUGUGUGGGACGAACCAAGCAAGUUUAAACCUGAGCGUCACCUCGAUGACAAAGGAAACUUUGUUCAGUCGAAUCACGUGAUACCUUUCUCGGUGGGUCCACGUCAUUGCUUGGGAGAACAACUUGCUCGAAUGGAAAUCUUCAUCUUCCUGAUUUCAAUGAUUCAGAAGUUUGAGUUUCUUCCCGAUCCGAACGAACCAGAUCUUCCUGAAAUCAACCACGGUACGAACGGAGCUGCAUUCGUUCCUCUACCUUAUAAAAUAGUGGCGAACCAAAUCUAAAUGUAACCACUAUUGAAAAUGUUAUCAAUACAUAUGGACUUUAUAACACGGGUGUUGUAUUUCUUACACAUUGUGCCACAGUUGCCGCGUAGCUAACUUUGCGGUAUUUUGUUACUGUAUUUGUAUAUACCAUCGUCGAACCAAGGCCGUUAGGGCAAUUUAGCAUAAAACACAUAUAGUAGCGCGGUGGAAGAUGGACCACCUUUUUAUUUAAUUUUCUCUUUUCAUUUGGUAGUAAACAAAGAACAUUCAAAGAAUUAUAAAACCGUAUCCUCACGACAUCCACAUACCGUUGUUAAUUGUUUAAAACACAAUCAGGGUAUUUGGAUAUUAUAUGUUACAGGUGUCCCAUUUCCCCCCAUCCUACUAUACGAAUAAAAUCGUGGCAACAUUAACUUUUAAAAAUAAAUUUGUUUCAAUAU
Molecule: messenger RNA, 1966 nt
Organism: Ciona intestinalis (vase tunicate)
Lineage: Eukaryota; Metazoa; Chordata; Ascidiacea; Phlebobranchia; Cionidae
Product: cytochrome P450 2U1
Biological process (GO): xenobiotic metabolic process
Cellular component (GO): intracellular membrane-bounded organelle; cytoplasm
Molecular function (GO): steroid hydroxylase activity; oxidoreductase activity, acting on paired donors, with incorporation or reduction of molecular oxygen, reduced flavin or flavoprotein as one donor, and incorporation of one atom of oxygen; iron ion binding
Source: RefSeq, a predicted model, not a curated record